ACACGCGACGGGCGGCCCCAAACAUGUCGAUGGCGCCAAGGCCCGGCCACAAGACGCAUAGAUGCAUGCAUUCGCAACAUGUUGGCUGUAUUACCUACAGUGCCUACUGCACCCUCUAAAACAACCCCCAUCCAUCCACCCAUCCACCUUUGCCGUCUUAUGUUGCUUUUUCCCCCUUCUUCCUUUGCCCUGUUCUUCACUACUUCUUCCUCGCUUCGCAUCUUGCCCAUCUGAUCUUGCAUCGGCACUUUUUUUUGGCUGCGACGCCAGAUAUUAUCCAGCCCGCACCGCCGGCAAACAAGCCCACACCCCAAAGCUCCUUCCCUCGACGUUCCAACCGUGCGGCGGCAGCUUCCUUUUCCGACCAGAGAAGGGCAGCAGCAGCACCAGCUUGGACCCACUGCCGGCUGCUUCCUUCCCACUGGCACCUCCAUCGCCGCCCGCCAGCCAGCCAGUCUGCCCCCAACACAGCGCUCUUCUGGAACAUCACACUGUCCGUUGCCUGACUUGCUCUUUUACCCCCUAAACCCCCCCAGCCUGCAACGCCUGCAACGCCCGCCAGUCCAACGCUCCUCCUCCUCCUCCUCCUCCUCCUCCUCAACUAACCAACCUCCGCCUGCCUCCAAACCUCCCUCGCAAGUGGCGACGCGACACCUUCUUCUGCUGCUGCCACUUGCCCGCCCCGUCGCCGCCAACUCCACGCUACCAUCCCAACUAGCUGCCUAGCCACUGCUCACGUAAAGGCGACCAUCCGAUUCGAGUCUACCCGAAUGCUCUCCGCUCUUGCAUCCUUCCAUGCGCCCAGUGCUAUGUCCUGCUUAAUCCUCAACUCCACACCCUAAGAUCCAGCCUCUUGCACUACAUAUAUCCUAUACAACCUCAUCAUAACCACCACCACCACCCCGCCACUCAUUGCGACCGUCGGCCACCUGGAGUGGGGUACUGUCCGCUGCCCACGGCAUCCUCGCUGACCUUCGCCCACCACCACUCACUUGCUUCUUGCGCCUGCUUGCUUGCUUGCCAGCUUGCCUACCCAUCCACCGCCCGUCACGCAGUCAUGGCCUCAGUCGCCGAAGCUCGUCGCAGUCCUUUCGCCGCCGAUCCUCAUCACCAGGGCCUUCACAAAUCCAUUCCCAUUCUACCUUCGUCAGCCUCAUCCAACCUCACGCCGCCCCGAGAUCCAAUGGAUAUUUCCCACCCUACCGUUCCCAUCAUGGGCCCGCCCGUCAUCAACAGCCCCGCAAACGAGCGCAACGGCUUGAAUAACGACCAAUCUGGAAACGGAGAAGCGGAUAACAGGGGCCCAAUUGCCAAUGGCACGUCCAAUGCGCCCGUUGCGCCUGUGGGUGCUGCCGCCGCCGCCCAGCAGCCCAAGGUCGUCCAGACGGCCUUCAUUCACAAAUUGUACAACAUGUUGGAAGAUCAGAAUAUACAACAUCUCAUUUCAUGGUCGAGUACCAACGAGAGUUUUGUCAUGUCCCCUUCGAGCGAAUUCUCCAAAGUGCUGUCCUCCUACUUCAAACACACCAACAUCUCAUCCUUUGUCCGCCAAUUGAACAUGUAUGGCUUCCACAAAGUGAGCGACGUUUUUCAUACCGCAUCACCUGACUCGCCCUUGUGGGAAUUCAAGCAUGGGAACGGCAGUUUCAAGCGGGGUGAUCUCGUGGGCUUGCGAGAAAUCAAGCGCCGGGCGUCCAGGCAUGCCCUCAUCCAUCGAGAUUCCUUUUCGACGCCCAAGGUUCCCACCGGUCCGCCUGCUGGAGCGCCUGUAGAGCCGAUGCCUGACCCUGUCGAAUCACGACUUAGUGUCCUGGAGCAUAGUUUGUAUGAUAUGCAUGCCCGCAUGCAAAGGUCCGAGGACGGAUGUGCCUACCUCAAUCAAAGAAAUCUGCUUCUCAUGGAGGGCAUCACUCGAUGUCACCAGUGGAAUCACGAGCUCACAAAUUACAUCCUGACCCUGGUCCCAGACCCCGAAACGCAGAUCCACAAGGAUGUCUCCGCAAUGCAACGAGAUAUUGCGCGCCAGACCGAGAUGCUGCGCGGGAUCGAGGCUUCAGAGGAGCCCAUGUCCGCUCGACAGCCCUUCUUCAUGCAGGUAGACCAUGUAAACCAACCCCCGCUUUCCCCGCGACAAAUGCCACAAGACAACGGAUCCGAAUCGCGUCGAGGGUCGUUGGCUGGCGUGCUGCCUCGCCAAGGUCAAUUUAAAGCUCCGGUUCCGGCCCAUAUUGCGAUUUCUCCGCGACGUUACGGCUCAAUAGGUACGGGUAAUUACUCCCCAUCUUCAGCCAGAACCCCAGUGAGCCACCAGCCACCCCCACCGCCUCCUCCGCCCGCUGUCCAGCAUCCCGGUGGAACGUUAGGUAGCAAUUUAGGACCCAAUGCAUCAUCCCCACCCUAUAACCUCUAUAGGCGACAUACCUCGGCAGAUAUACGCACACACGGAUGGCAACCGCAACCACCCGCACAAUCCCCUUAUGCAUCUGGCCAAAAUUCAACUCAAUGGCCGUCUUCUCCCCAUCGACCGCCUAUCGGAGGAGGUGACCAACAGCUCCGUGAUGCUUUGGAAUCAUACCAGCUUCCCCGCGGUCCUCGUCAACAGUCUUCUCGGCAGAACACUCCACCUCUGACGAGUGAUACCACGCCUUCCAACUUGAGUGCGGACAGCGGCUGGUCUCUUCCUGGCGCUCGCUACCCUUUCAAGGGUAUAGAUACACCUGGCCCACCUACGCGCCGCUCCAGCAUGGCUUCCAACGUGCAUUCGCUUCUCAAUCCUGCUGACACUCAAGAGCGGGCUGACGAAGACGACCCGGAUGAUGCACGCAAGAGGAAGCGCAUGCUUUGA
Molecule: messenger RNA, 2845 nt
Organism: Periconia digitata
Lineage: Eukaryota; Fungi; Ascomycota; Dothideomycetes; Pleosporales; Periconiaceae
Source: the annotation of a GenBank genome assembly